Entamoeba invadens IP1 is the source of this 945-nucleotide messenger RNA. Its product is annotated as aldose reductase, putative. NCBI's taxonomy places the organism in Eukaryota, Evosea, Mastigamoebida, Endamoebidae. The transcript has a single exon. The record is from RefSeq and is a predicted model, not a curated record. Gene Ontology annotation, molecular function: aldose reductase (NADPH) activity. Gene Ontology annotation, cellular component: cytosol. The coding region runs from base 1 to 945 and encodes 314 amino acids.
AUGAAUGAAACUUAUAAAAGAAUUAAAAUGCAACAUGGCUUCAUUCUGAACAAUGGAUACUUUAUGCCAGCUAUUGGGUUGGGAACUUGGUUGGCAAAACCAGGGGAGGUGGGUGCAGCUGUUCAAUUGUCAUUAGAGCAAAAUUAUAGGAUGAUAGACUGUGCCCGCUUUUACAAGAAUGAGAAGGAAAUUGGGGAAGUUGGGAUUGGUCCAUAUUUGCAGACGCACAAACGCACUGAUAUUUUUGUGACAUCAAAGUUGUGGAUCGACCAAGUGAACAGAGUACGAGAGUCGUGUUUAGAGUCAAUCCAAGACCUUAAAUGUAAGUAUUUAGACUUGUACUUGAUGCAUUGGCCCGUUGCAGUCAAAGAGAAUUCUUCAUUCCCACCAAAGACGGAAGACUUCAUUGAAAAGGAUAUCUGUGACACAUGGAAAGACAUGGAAAAGUUAGUUGAUGAAGGGCUAGUGAAAUCCAUUGGUAUUUCAAACUUCAACGAGCGCCAAAUUGAGAAAAUUAUGAAAGUCUGUCGAAUCAAACCCGUUGUGAACCAAAUUGAAAUGAAUGUUUAUAUGCAGCAAAAAGCACUGAGAAAAGUUUGCGAUAAAUAUGAAAUAGUCGUCGAGGCGUACAGACCAAUUGGGGGGAUGUCUAAAGAUGGCGUGAAGUCCUGUUUGGAUGACGAAGUUGUGGUGCAGCUUGCUCAGAAGUACUCAAAAUCAACGGCUCAAAUUUGCUUGAAAUUUUUGGGUCAAAGCAAUGUCAUUUCGGUACCCAAAAGUACUAACGCAAAUCGCCUCAAACAAAAUGUCGACUUAUUUGAUUGGAAAAUCGAAGAAGAAGACAUGAAGCAACUCGAGGAUAGAGACUUGAAAAAGAGAGACGUGAUGUUCAAGGAGUGCUGGAACGGAAAGACUUAUGAGGAGUUUUGGGGAGAAAAGCAGUAA